Molecule: messenger RNA, 2888 nt
Organism: Octodon degus (degu)
Lineage: Eukaryota; Metazoa; Chordata; Mammalia; Rodentia; Octodontidae
Gene: Tmem127
Product: transmembrane protein 127
Exons: 4
Coding region: 308-1024 (238 amino acids)
Biological process (GO): negative regulation of cell population proliferation; negative regulation of TOR signaling
Cellular component (GO): membrane
Source: RefSeq, a predicted model, not a curated record
GCUUAGGAGGAUGAAGCCGGAAGUGCAUCGGCCUGGGUCGGUCUGGGCGUUGCGGGAUUGGGGCCUGGGAUCGCUCGGCCCCAGGCAGCCGAGAAGCCCGUGACAGGGUGGAGCGGCGCCAUCCCAGCCCUGAGGCCUGCUGACCGUUCCCGCCGUCCUCUGGUCUCUGCUCAGCCCUGGAUCCCACCCGUCAUCCUCCACUGUCGGCCCUGACAACCCCGCUCCGGCACCCAGGGUAUUGCUCUCCUUCCCGGGACAGGCAGGCGACCCGCAGCGACCGCACAGCGACGGCGGGCGGCCCCCGGACAUGUACGCCCCUGGAGGCGCAGGGCUGCCCGGCGGGCGCCGGCGGAGGAGCCCAGGAGGCAGCGCUCUGCCCAAGCAGCCCGAGCGUAGCCUGGCCUCGGCGCUGCCCGGAGCCCUGUCCAUCACGGCGCUGUGCACUGCCCUCGCCGAGCCCGCCUGGCUGCACAUCCACGGAGGCACCUGUUCCCGCCAGGAGCUGGGGGUCUCAGACGUGCUGGGCUACGUGCAUCCGGACCUGCUGAAAGAUUUCUGCAUGAACCCCCAGACAGUGCUGCUCCUGCGGGUCAUUGCUGCCUUCUGCUUCCUGGGCAUCCUGUGUAGUCUCUCGGCAUUCCUCCUGGACGUCUUUGGGCCCAAGCACCCAGCCCUGAAGAUCACGCGCCGCUAUGCCUUCGCCCAUAUUCUCACGGUACUGCAGUGUGCCACUGUCAUCGGCUUCUCUUACUGGGCUUCCGAACUCAUCCUGGCCCUGCAGCAGCAGCACAAGAAGUACCAUGGCUCCCAGGUCUAUGUCACCUUUGCCGUCAGCUUCUAUCUGGUAGCAGGCGCUGGCGGAGCCUCCAUCCUGGCCACCGCGGCCAACCUCCUGCGCCACUACCCCACAGAGGAGGAAGAGCAGGCACUGGAGCUGCUGUCUGAGAUGGAGGAGAAUGAGCCCUACCCAGCUGAGUACGAGGUCAUCAACCAGUUCCAGCCACCCCCUGCCUAUACGCCCUAGUGGAAGCCGGGCUUCCGUCAGCAGCCCCUCCCACCCCGCGGAGCGGCUUCCCGCAGUCCACACUGGUAGGACCCGACCAUCUUCAUCAAACCCUCCCCGGGAGAGACUCUGCCUUAGGGUUGGCCCUGCAUCCCUGCUCCCAGAAGCUGGGAUUCAGCGAUUUUACAUAAAGCACUCUUCUGCCCGCCGCCUCUGCUCCCUUCCUGCUCAUGAGUCACUACCAGCCAGGGAAGGGCCAUAUUUUUGGGACCAGGACUUUGCUUGGGAAGCUGCUGAGAGUGGACAGUCCCAGAGAGAAGUGUCACCAGGUCGGUGUGUGUCCCACAGCUGUGGCCCUGUGCCUGCCCCCUCCUUCCCUCCUAAGCGCCCCGGUCCCAGGCUGCCUGCUCCGGGGAUUCUCUGCACUUUAGUCUUCGGCCUUCUCCCCCCAGUGUUCUGGUUUGAUGGGGAACAGAGCACUUGCUCACGAGCCCCUGCCCUGGCUUCAGGUGGCUGGUGCCAGGCAAGGAGAGGGAGCUGGGUGGGAGACUUAGGCCUCCUGGUGCCUACGUCGGAUCAGCGUGAAGGGGCUGAGUCUCCCAGUCCCUUAGCCUUUUAAAAUGUGAGUGGUUUUAAAAGGAAAAAUGAAACCAAGCAACAGCAGACAUUCUCUUUUUAAAAUCGGCUGUUGUUUCUCCACAAUGUGUCCCAUCCCUUGGGCUCUGCAAUAUUGGGACCGCAGUUCCUUCCGAGCCCGUGGUCCCCUCUCCCGGGUCUCCCCAUGAAGAACACAGCCACUUUCCCCAGCUCCUUCCCACCCGGCCCUUCUAGCUCCCUGGGGCCUCCCUGUGGAACCAGAGCCGUGUGGUCCCAGGGGCUGAGGACUGUGGCCUGGCUGGCCGGCCAGCGUGGUGCUCCUCAGGACUGCGGCUCUGAGACGUAGCCUGGCCUCAGCUCAGGAAUGGGGGCCACAGCAGGGCAGGACCCUCCCCGCCCACAUAGGAAUUCCAGCCGGCAGAGCCCCUGUGUGUCGGGGUCAGACUAGCAGGCCAGCUGUCCCUAGACUGCACCUUGGGGCUACAGCCUGCUGCAUGCCUCCCCUACCCCCAGUGUCCUCUGGCCUGGCAGUGUACGUCUGGCUCCUUGUUACCUGGCUGUUGCUCCGGUUCUACCCCAAGGCCUGGGGCAUAAAGUAAGCAAAACUCAAGAGACCUUCAGUGUGGAUCCAGAUGGCCAAGUUGUCCUUGUCCAGUUCCUGGCUUCUCUGGAUUUGCGUCAGCAUUGAGCUAACAGGAGGUCUCUUCCACUCUCCUCCCACCUACAAGAGGACAGGCAGUUUCGGCAGGCACAGAGAAUGGAUGUCACCACUGCGCCAUGGCCAGAAAGAGACUGGUGUCGCCAUCUGCCUCAGGCUGGGUGGACCAGAGGUGUCUGCACAGAUGCCUGUGUGGAGACCACGUCUGCAUGCGAGCGAGGGCUGCUGGAGUUCACUACUUGAUGCCAAAGUGUGUCCCAACGCGACCCCCACUCUUCCACACCCUUCUCUUAGGCAGAGUGGCUGCCAGAUGGUACCUGAGCACAAAGCCAAGGAGCCGAAUUACAUCAUUCUGUAAAGUCUUGAGUCUGUCAUUGGCACCCUGGAUGUCUGAGCGGGCACUCAACACGCAUGCCAAAGGGAAUGGUCACUCACAAGGACCUGCACACUCCCCUGCGGACCGUGCCACGUGAUUCGGAACCCUCUUUUUACUAGGUUCCCACGCCGCCCGCCUUUCUCUCUCCCUCUGCCAUCCCAACACUGAUAGUUUGUCACAUAAAUCCCCCUGGUUGUGUUUUUCUUUUCUAGGAAAAAAAUUAAAGCAAAACAAUGAAAAACCUGAAACUACAA